Messenger RNA from Oncorhynchus kisutch (coho salmon), 1717 nucleotides. Its product is annotated as zinc finger protein 501-like. The transcript is spliced from 2 exons. The record is from RefSeq and is a predicted model, not a curated record. Lineage: Eukaryota; Metazoa; Chordata; Actinopteri; Salmoniformes; Salmonidae. Bases 243 to 1643 code for a protein of 466 amino acids.
AUAAUCUAGUGGACGGAACGCUUCUUUCAACAGCAGCAACAGUUAGUCAGACACCUCGGUAGCUUGCUAGACAAAAUAGACGAACCAAUAAAGAUCUUUAGACGCAUUAGUGUUUAUUAGCCACUGGGUUUUAAACACACUUCUGUCGUCUUGUUAGUUAUCCCAUUUACGGCCUUGUUAUUAUUGGUCUUCUAGCUGGCUGGUUAAGUUAGCAUUAGCAUAGCUAGCUAACAUCUCCGACCAUGAGUUCACUAAACUACUCUCCUCCUGAUAAAGAAGAGGAGGUCUGCUGGACGGAGGAAGAGGGUCUCAUGAAAGAGGAAGAGGAGGCUGUUACAAUACAAAAACAAGUAGAGGGUGAGGCUGUUACCGUGAAAGAAGAAGAGAAAUACGUUUCAGUGAAAGAAGAGGAAGACGCGUUCAGAGUGAAAGAGGAGGAGGAGGAGAUGACUGUCACGUCGAAAAAGGAGGAGGCAGAAGAGGAGGAAACUGAAUAUCUGGGCCCGGUUUCCCAAACGCAUCUUAAGGCAUCCAAUGGUUCUAAUGAUGAACAUAGCAGUAUGAUGGUUUUGAGAAACCGUUCCCUGAUUAACACUAGAGAGAGACGUGACCAUCGUGGAUCCACUGGGGAGCCUCAACAACAUCAUGAAGCUGACGAGGCAGACAAGAAUCUCUCCACAUCAGAACAUCUCAAGCGGAAACCCACAGGGAAGAAAUCUCUCCACUGCUCUGACCGUGGGAAGAGUUACUCAAUAUCAGGUUCACUGAAAGUGCACCAGAGAUUUCACACAGAAGAGACAUCUCACUGCUGCUCUGACUGUUGGAAGAGAACCUCUUCAGCAGAGCUCAAAAGACAUCAGAGAAUCCAUACAGGAGAGAAACGUAAUAGCUGUGAUCAAUGUGGAAAGAGUUUUAAUGUUCCAAGCAGCCUGAAAACACACCAGAGAACACACACAGGGGAGAAACCUUACAGCUGCGCUGACUGUGGGAAGACCUUUUCAAAACUAUAUACAUUACAAUCACACCAGAGAAUUCACACUGGAGAGAAACCCCAUCGCUGUGAUCAAUGUGGGAAGAGUUUUACAACAUCUAGUCAUCUGACUAUUCACCAGAGAACACACACAGGAGAGAAACCUUAUAGCUGUGAUCAAUGUGGGAAGACAUUUUCCAAAUUAUAUACAUUACAAUCACACCAGAGAAUUCACACUGGAGAGAAACCUCAUAGCUGUGAUCAAUGUGGGAAGAGUUUUACUACAUCUAGCAAUCUGACUAUUCACCAGAGAACACACACAGGAGAGAAACCACAUGGCUGUGAUCAAUGUGGGAAGAGUUUUACUACAUCUAGCAUUCUGACUAUUCACCAGAGAACACACACAGGAGAGAAACCUUAUAGCUGUAAUCAAUGUGGGAAGAGUUUUGUUACAUCCAGCAAUCUGACUAUUCACCAGAGAACACACACAGGAGAGAAACCAUAUAGUUGUAAUCAAUGUGGAAAGUGUUUUGCUCAUGCAGGCAACCUGGUAGCACACCUGAGAAUACACACUGGAGAGAAACCUUAUAGCUGUGAUCAAUGUGGGAAGAGUUUCACUUCAUCUAGCCAUCUGACUACACACCUGAGAACACACAGGAGAGAAACCUCAUAGCUGUAGUCAAUGUUGGAAGAGAUACUCUGAUAAAAGAUCUGUGAUUUAAACAUCAGAAAAUACAUUUAUGAAGG